This is a messenger RNA of Penicillium soppii, 912 nucleotides long. Its product is annotated as pyrroline-5-carboxylate reductase family protein. Gene Ontology annotation, molecular function: pyrroline-5-carboxylate reductase activity. Bases 1 to 912 code for a protein of 303 amino acids. Gene Ontology annotation, biological process: L-proline biosynthetic process. The transcript is spliced from 2 exons. Lineage: Eukaryota; Fungi; Ascomycota; Eurotiomycetes; Eurotiales; Aspergillaceae. The record is from RefSeq and is a predicted model, not a curated record.
AUGGCCGAUAUUCAAAAUGGUACCCUUUGCAUCCUCGGAUGUGGAAACCUAGGAAUGGCCAUUCUGAGCGGACUAAUUAACGCACCAUCUGAAAAGUUCAGCGAGCUUCCAUUCACUCAAUACAUAGCCUGUGUGCGCAGUGAAAGCUCCGAAGCCAGACUAUCCACAAAAUUCGCCGAGUCUAUGGACAAAAUAAGCAUUCGCCGCGGAGAUAAUGUCCAAGCCGUCCAAAGCGCAAACGUGAUCAUCCUAGGCGCCGAUCCCGCAGACAUCGAGAAAGUCCUAACGCAGCCCGGGCUCCGGGAGGCUCUAUCCGACAAGCUGGUGAUCAGCAUUGCAGCAGGGUGGACAAGACAGAAACUCGAGGCCACAAUCUACGGGACCCCCACGACCGCCGAGACCACAUCCGGCAGGGCAUGGGUAGUGCGCACACUACCCAACAUUGCAGCGCAGGUCUCUCAGUCGCUCACGGCGAUUGAAACCUCUGAGCUUGCAUUGCCGGAGCGCUACCUGCAAAUUACGACGUCGAUCUUCGAGCAAAUCGGCAAGGCCGUCCAUAUCGACCCGAAAUUAAUGAAUGCCACGACUGCAGUGGGAGGCUCGACGCCUGCGUUUUUCGCUGUAAUCUGUGAUGCGCUCAUUGAUGCCGCCGUGGCGGUGGGCGUUCCGCGGAAUCUGGCUCAUACUAUGAUCUUCCAGUCGAUGCAGGGGACUGCCACUAUGCUGCAGGGUGGUAUGCAUCCCGCUAUACUGAGGGAUCAAGGGACAUCUCCGGAAGGCUGUACGAUUGGCGGGUUGAUGGUGAUGGAAGAGGCUGGGGUGCGUGGUCAUGUUGGACGGGCGCUGCGGGAAGCUGUUACUUUGGCUCGUUUGAUGGAGACGACGCCCCACGUUAACGAUACGAGACAUUAG